Messenger RNA from Oryzias latipes (Japanese medaka), 3236 nucleotides. RefSeq names its product neural cell adhesion molecule 3 (gene ncam3). Gene Ontology annotation, biological process: synapse organization; homophilic cell-cell adhesion. The record is from RefSeq and is a predicted model, not a curated record. Gene Ontology annotation, cellular component: neuronal cell body; axon; plasma membrane. NCBI's taxonomy places the organism in Eukaryota, Metazoa, Chordata, Actinopteri, Beloniformes, Adrianichthyidae. Gene Ontology annotation, molecular function: protein binding; axon guidance receptor activity.
UGGGAGGGUAGAUAGUCUGCAUGAGACUCAAAUUUAUUCAAAUUUAAAGUUUAAUUCUAUUAAAUCAAAUUUCUGCAUAUCUCUGCAUAUUGCUGCCAGCUGAAGAUGUUAAACAAAUCUCCACUGAUACUGAGAAUGGCCUUGCUGCUACUGCAGGUGUUCAGCACAGAUGCAAAAAUGGACAUUAUCACAAGUAAGCAAGACUUUAAAGUCGGAGAAGAGAUACUGUUGUUGUGUAAAGCUGGGGGAGAGGGAGAUAUCACAUGGCUGAAAGGUGGGGAUGAGGUAGAUGAUGAAGAAAUUGUGCAAAAAGUGGACGAGACAUCCUCCAAACUGGUCAUCAAAAAAGCCUCCCUGGAGGAUGCAGGACGGUACACCUGCAAAUGUGACUAUGACAAUGGACACCAAGACGAUACCCAAGUAUCUCUGUAUGUUUAUGAGGGCCCAUCAUUUGGUAGCACCACCACCUACCAUGAGUUUCUGGAAGGUACAGAUGGGAAUGUACCAUGCCUGGUGACUGGGAAGCCAGCAGUUGAUGUCCAGUGGUUUAGAGACAAGCAAGAAAUCGCUUCAAGUGGGCACAGUCAUCUUCGAAAGAUGCCCGAUAACACACUUCAUAUUGGAAAAGUGAGGAGAGAAGAUGCUGGGAUGUAUGUGUGUCACGCCCAGAUUAGAGGAAGGCCAAUCUCCAACCAGCUCCAUGUUUCCAUCGUUGUCAAUGCUCCCCCGACUGUGCAUCUGAGAGAAGAGGUGCAGAAAGUGAUAGCAGGACCUGAAACAAAUGUCACUUUGCUGUGUUUGGUGGACGGUCUUCCAAAACCCAGCAUCAACUGGUCUCUGCCAGUAACUUUCGACCCCUCCCGUCAUCACUUUAACUCAGAUCGCAGUCAGCUGAUCUUAAAUUCUGUAGUCAGAGCAGAUUUUGGAGAAUACAUCUGCACUGCAAUCAACAAGAUAGCCGAGGACAGCGCCACAUUCACGCUUCACGUCUUUGAGGCUCCUGAGGUGUUUGUUUCAGCAGAUCAGCACUACGUGUCUGUGGGAGAGAGUGUCUCUGUAUCCUGUAACGUGUCAGGUUAUCCUGAGCCUGAGCUGCAUUGGCUCAACAAGCAAAAGGGACAAACACUGGAUAUGACUUCAGGUCGUGUCCGUGUUGUGGAAGGCGUGUUGGAAAUUGAUGAUUUGAUGCCCUCUGAUGGAGGACUGUACUCUUGCAUGGCUGUGAGCUCCUCUGGAAAUGCAUCAAGAGAUGUUGCAAUAUACACUCAGCCUGGACCUCUUCAUUAUCUGUCAGUCUCUGGGGGUCCAACCUCUGUGCUCUUCUCGCUCAAAGCUCUCCCGAUCAGUGGAGGAGCACCAAUCAAGAGUUUUGUUCUUCAGUGGAAGGAAAAUCCAGAAGAAAAGUGGAGUGAAAUGAUGGUUCCAGUUUCAGAUCCCCUAACUAUUACCAACUUGAAGCCGUACACAGUCUACACAGUCCGCCUGGCAGCCUUGAAUGUGGUGGGACCGGGUCUGUUCUCAGAAGAAAGCGACGUACGCACUGAAGGAAUAGGUGAACCAGACAGCCCAGUGGUAUCUGCUGAUCAGAUCAAAAUUGAGGGCAACACCUUCUCUGUUCCUCUGAAGCAGAGUGAUGAUGGUGGAUCCCCCCUGCUCCAUUUUCAAGUUAAAUACAAACAGGAUGCCGAAGUAGAUGAGUGGAAAGAGAUACAACUUCAACCUGAUACAAACUCUGUCACACUCAAAGACCUGGCUUUUGGAUCGGACUAUCAACUGGAAAUCAUAGCAGUCAAUGCAAAUGGUUCGUCCAUGCCGGCCACAUUCAACUUUACCAUUGCAGAGAGGCCUGCGAGUAGCAACCUGACCAAAGGAAGUGUGGUCGGCAUUGUCAUGGUGAUCUUCUUGGUGGUGUUUCUAGUUGUAGACGCAACCUGUUGCUAUAGAAACCGCUGUGGGCUUCUCAUGUCAAUUGCUGUGAAACUUUUUGGGCAAAAGAUUCCAGGCCUCAAAAUGCUUGAUGGAGAGGAUGGAACCACUAAAGGGGAAGUGAAGCUCAAAGGUAUAUCAACACCCAGAGGAAGCUUGCAGAGCUCAGGGGUUCAAACAAUUCGCAAGGAAGCGGAUCAGCUCACAGAGGUCACAUGUGACAAAGCUCCACUCACCAAACACGAGAAAACACAGAUCUCCACUGUUGAUGCGUGAGAUGAAACCUGUGAUGGUGCAAAAACUGGUGAAACCACAGUGAGAGAAGGAGAAAAAUUCAAACAGACAAACCCACAGGGAAAAUCCCACUAACACUCAUGAGGAAACGAGGAGAUUGGGUGUGUUACAUCUGGGUUCGUCUCGGCUUCUGUGCUGUCAAAGUGAAGAGUCCGGAGACUUUGUGGGUUUUUUGCUUUUGCAGGGAAUUGUUUGUAAUUUUGGGUUACAGGGUAAAAUUGUGUAUUUUUUGUAAACUGUUCUAUUUAAUAAAAAUACAUGUUUAUCAUAAACACGCAAAAGUAGAAAAAGGGAAAAAAAUGGCAGCACGUGUGCUCCUUUCUCCUUUCCAUGUCAAUCAGUUCUGUUACUUUGGUAUAAUCACAUUUGUUUUUCCAUCAUGGCAGCUCCAGUGUUAGCUACAAGUGACUCCAUAACUGCUGCUUUACUGCAGAACACCAAAUGUUAUGUAAGCUUUUGUAUGUAUUUAUUGAAAUGCUGCUGACCGGAUUGUAAGUGUGUGUGUGUGUGUGUGUGUGUGUGUGGGGGGGGGGGGUUGUUUCUAUAAACAAUUUUUAUCUCAUUUUAUGACACAUAUAACUUAAUAAUCAGCUAUGUCGUGUAGCACUUCAUUCAAGACGUGUGCUGUAAUGAAAACAAAUACUUUCUAUGAGUAGUCUUCAAAAUGCCAUUAAUCAUUUUGGCUGUAUGACAGUUUUCCACAAUUAACAACUUAUGUCAAUUAUUCUUGAAUUUUUAUGCAAAAAAUUAUGCACAGGUUUUGUAACAUAAUAAUCACGUCUUUUUUGCGCAGCUUUUCUUGUUUUCUUAAGUUAAAAGUUAUGUGGAUCCCUCAACCACAUCAGUGACUGUUUUUUUGACAUUGUUCUAUUUAAAACUGUACAUGGUUGUUUAUAUAAAUCUUUUAUGUUUGUAUUUUGUAAAAUUGAAAAACAGCUUUCUGAGUUUGAUUUUGCUCAAUGUGAAUGUUUUUACAGCAUCUCUGGUCCAAUAUAAUAAAAUUCAAUAUUAUUGUU